AUGGUUUUCUUCCAAUCCGUCACGACGCCCCUUUUCGCAAUGGGGUGGACUCCCUCCAGCACCGGUGCCUACGCGGGGACAUGCAUCUUCCUCAUUGUCCUGUCUUUCGUACACCAGGUGCUGCUCGCGCUGCGGUGCGUGUUAUUUCCGGCAAGUUCGAGGCCUGCCCCCGACCGCCUGCCUUUGAGCGAUGAGUAUGGUGAUAAAGAGUCGGUUGGAACGAGGAUGAAGGCAACUUGGAGUAGUCAUCCGUUUCGGGUGGCGACAGAGAGUUCGAGGGCCGUGUUUGAGGUUUUAGUUGGAGGCGUGGCGUAUUUGCUUAUGUUGGCCGUCAUGACGUUGAACGUCGGAUAUUUUCUCUCGGUGCUGGGUGGUAUAUUUUUGGGGACAUUUGUCUGCGGCAGGUUCAGCGGCGUCGAUCAUCAUCAUUGA
Molecule: messenger RNA, 432 nt
Organism: Pseudomassariella vexata
Lineage: Eukaryota; Fungi; Ascomycota; Sordariomycetes; Amphisphaeriales; Pseudomassariaceae
Product: Ctr copper transporter
Exons: 2
Coding region: 1-432 (143 amino acids)
Biological process (GO): copper ion transmembrane transport; intracellular copper ion homeostasis
Cellular component (GO): plasma membrane
Molecular function (GO): copper ion transmembrane transporter activity
Source: RefSeq, a predicted model, not a curated record